Molecule: messenger RNA, 765 nt
Organism: Oryctolagus cuniculus (rabbit)
Lineage: Eukaryota; Metazoa; Chordata; Mammalia; Lagomorpha; Leporidae
Source: RefSeq, a predicted model, not a curated record
CGAAAUCGGGCCUCUCUGGAGACGUUCAGACAGGUUGGACCGCUGCUUUUCCAGAACAGAGAGGAAACUCAUGCAUCAGAAAAGGUGAUUAAAAAAUAUACGAAAAGACUAUGGCUGGACAAAUACCAGAAUCUGAUCAGAUAAAACAGUUUAAAGAAUUUCUCGGAACCUACAAUAAACUCACAGAAACCUGCUUUUUGGACUGCGUUAAAGAUUUCACAACAAGAGAAGUAAAGCCGGAAGAGACUACCUGUUCAGAACAUUGUUUACAGAAAUAUUUAAAAAUGACACAGAGAAUAUCCAUGAGAUUUCAGGAAUAUCAUAUUCAGCAGAAUGAAGCACUGGCAGCCAAAGCAGGACUCCUUGGGCAACCACGAUAGGGAAGUCCCGAAGGACGGACUUGCCGAGAAAGAUGGCCAGCAGGUGUUGCCCUGAGAACGGGAUUCAUCUGAUAGAAUCCCUGAACGCAGUAGGAGCCAUGACAAACCAUCCAUCAUGGCUGUCUAACAGAUGAAAACCACUGGAGAAACAAAGAUUGCUGUUCACCAGGAGUAACUGAAAUAGAAGGUCUUAUUGUUCAGUGAAAAUAACAAGAUGCAACAUUUUGUUGAGGCCUUACAAUUCAGCAGCUUGGUCACUUGACUAGAAAAAUAAACCAUUGUUUCUUCAAUUGUGACUGUUAAUUUUAAAGUAAAAUAUGUGUUCAAUCAUGUAAAAGAUAAAAAAAAUUUAUUGCUAAAGUAAAAUAAAUGGAAAUAUCACUGA